Messenger RNA from Syngnathus acus (greater pipefish), 2130 nucleotides. RefSeq names its product AAR2 splicing factor (gene aar2). The transcript has 4 exons. The record is from RefSeq and is a predicted model, not a curated record. Bases 210 to 1373 code for a protein of 387 amino acids. Lineage: Eukaryota; Metazoa; Chordata; Actinopteri; Syngnathiformes; Syngnathidae. Gene Ontology annotation, biological process: spliceosomal tri-snRNP complex assembly.
UUACACCAGGACAUGCCCGUGCACUGUUUCUUCCCGAUUCGAAACAUCACAUAAACAUCGCAACAUCACACGAUCUAGUUAAUCAAUCACGAACGAUCUAUUAAAAAUAGUAUUUCUGUGAAUAACGUCUUGCCACAAAAUCGUAUCGUAGCGUCAUCGUGUCAACUGUGCCGAACACUGAAGAAAUUCUUCAAAAAAUCAUUCCAGAAAUGGCUCGCAGUAGCACUGUAGACAUGGACCCCGAUGUUGCUCGGAGGCUGUUUGAGGAGGGGGCCACCCUGGUCCUGCUUGGAGUCCCUCAGGGCACAGAAUUUGGCAUUGACUGCAAAAGUUGGAAGGUUGGUCCACGCUUCCAGGGUAUUAAGAUGAUCCCCCCAGGGCUGCACUUUCUCAACUACUGCUCUGUCAACCCACCAAGCUGUGGAGGAGAAGUGGGCCCAAAGACCGGCUUGUUUCUCAGUCUGAAACCAAGAGACCUCCUAUUGGCUAACUGGAACCCCAAAGAAGAGGAUUUUGACUUCUCUGCCACCCAGAAUGAGGAGGAAGUGAGCAGAGUCCGAGCAAAUUUGCAGGAUCUGGACCCAUACCUUGGGCCUUAUCCGUAUGAGGUGAUGAAGAAGUGGGUGUCCCUCACAGACCGACUGAGUGAGGAGGUGGCCAAAAACUUGCAGCCGCUCUCUGGACGGGUAUGUGCCUUCAGCGACGUUAUUCCCGAGACAGAGUUCCGACACACAAAGGACCGGGCUGAGCAGCCGAGGAACGACACGGCCUGCCAGACCAUGAGGGAGGGACUGGACAGGCUUCCCAAGAUGAAGCAGAGGGAGGGGACACAACUACGCUUCUCUGUCAUCCCAGAGAAGACUUACCCAGCAGGGGCCACACCCGCCCAGAUAACCCAGUGCAGCCUGGACUUCACCUACGCCCUGGAGACUGUGCUCAACGAGAACCACCAAGAAAGGCCUCUCGACCUGCUUGGUGAGCUGCAGUUUGCCUUUGUGUGCUUCUUGAUGGGAAACGUGUACGAGGGCUUCGAGCACUGGAAGCGCCUUCUGAGCCUUCUGUGUCGAGCUGAGACGGCCAUGCAGAAGCACAAGGAGCUCUACUUGGGGCUCAUCGCCGUGCUCUACCACCAGCUAGGAGAAAUCCCUCCUGACUUCUUUGUGGACAUUGUUUCUCAGGACAACUUCCUCACCUCCACUCUGCAGGACUUUUUCCAGAUGGCCAGCGGACCCGGAGUGGAUGUAGCGCUCCGCAAAAGAGCGGAGAAGUUUAAAGCCCACCUGACUAAGAAGUUUUCCUGGGAUUUUGACGCAGACUUGGACGAGUAUUCGCCUGUGGUGGUGGAUCUUCCCGAGGGUUUUACUGUGGACUGACUUCGCGUGUACUAAAAGAUCAGUCAAGCUCGAACUUCCAUCUCAGAUAGUUGUCCCUCACCAAGUUGGGGAUACACAUGUUUAUGUGGCUCGAUGUGGAAGCCUGUAACAUUGUAAAGUUCAUACUUGUUUGUAACUUCCUGUCUAUAUAUUUUUCAAAAAGUAGGUAUUCUUCCUAAGCCUUUUUCUGUAAAUCUGGGAAGAAAAAUAAAAUACAUGACUAAAUUGAUCUUUGCCUUUAAUAUGGGUGAACUUCUACUCUAAGUAAUGGUAAUUAAUGGACAAUUUAUGAAAGGACAUGUUCAUAUGAUCAGUGAUGCUUCUGUAGAUGUAAACAGAAAUAAUGGGGGUGGGGAAAAAAAGUUUGGUUUUUGAUUUGCACAAAAAAAAAACAUUCUUCCUGUUACGCUCUGCAAAAACGGUUAUGGAAUUCAGGAACAAGCAUUUUCUCUUUUCUAAGGUUUUUUAUGAAGAGGUUGUCGUAACAGCUUCUGGCACCAGAUGGCAGAAUUGGACUUUCAAGAACAAAUUGUUUUUCAACUCUAAUUUUUUGCUGUCAGUGCUCUGCAGACUGACUGCCCUCUUCUGUAAAUUUUGAGUAAAUUCGAUAUACUGUAUAAAAAAAUUGCUUAGUUGAUCUACUGCAGCGAUUACCAACCGGUGGCUCUCUCGUAGUCUGUGGUGGUAUUGCAAAUGUCCCGCGAAAUUGGAAAUGGAAAAUAAUUAUUACAUUUUUAAAAAUAAAAUGGAUUUCUUA